Colletotrichum destructivum is the source of this 1173-nucleotide messenger RNA. RefSeq lists its product as uncharacterized. Bases 1 to 1173 code for a protein of 390 amino acids. The transcript is spliced from 3 exons. The record is from RefSeq and is a predicted model, not a curated record. NCBI's taxonomy places the organism in Eukaryota, Fungi, Ascomycota, Sordariomycetes, Glomerellales, Glomerellaceae.
AUGGAGUUCGCUUCACUCGUAACUCGACGGCCCGAGCACCCCGAUGUGCUGACGAUCCCGACUCCGCCGCACCAGCAGACCGCCGUCUUCAUCACAUUCUUCUUUCCUGCGCUUUCUAUAGUAGCAUUCGCGGCUCGGACAUACAGCAGACUGACAACUAGACAAUGGGGUCUCGGUAUGUUGUUUACGAGGCCGGGAGCCCAAGUUCGUGACUUAAAACUCAUGUACUUCGGAUACCGAGCCGUUGAUGUUCCUGAAACUUUCGACCCGGCCCCCGCAAUGUGGUGGUUCUUCAUGGCCCAGAUGUUUUACAACCCCGUGUUGGCUUUCGUCAGAGCAUCGAUCCUGGUGUUCCUCCUCCGUCUCGGGGGGCAAAAGCCCGGUGUUCGGUGGGCGAUCCACGGUUUAAACACCGUCAAUGCCGCCAUGGCUAUUGCCAUCUUCCUGGUGGCCCUCCUCCAAUGCUUGCCGAUCGAGGCCAACUGGGACCCAGUCGUCAAGGCGUCGGCACGAUGCGUUGAUAACUCCUUCCACGUCUCAAUCUCUUGCCUCAAUGUCCUGAUGGAUGUUCUAGUUCUUUUACUCCCGUUCUGGAUCUUCCUGGGUCUCAAGAUGCCUGUUGGUGCAAAGAUUGCCGUCAUUUGCGUCUUCCUAGUCGGCGUAGUUGUCACCGUUGUCGCGAUCAUUCGCCUGGUAGCCAUCUACAGACUCUUCUACGUCCCUCCCGACCCGAACAAAGACCCCUUCCACGACAUCGGUGUCGUCUAUAACACCGUCGAAGUCAACCUCGCCAUCAUCUCUUCCUCAGCCCCUGCCCUUCGUCCGAUGUUUCGUAAAUGGUGGCCGAAGCUUUUCGGUGCCAUCGGCUCCGGAAAGACAGGCAGCAGCGAACUCAAGUACUAUGGCAACUCUUCUCGGCCUCGCACGACGCUCCGCGAGGCCGACAACAUCACGCUCAAGGACAUGCGGAUGACCCGGUCGCAGCAUCACACCGAGAUCCGUAGCAGUUCCCCAUCCGGGUCGGAGGAGGAGAUCAUGACGUACAACGGUAUCAUUCGUACAACCAACGUCAACUUGACCUACGAGUCGAAUACCAGCGUUGGGGACGAUGCUCGAUCCUCAACCGAUUUCAAGACCGGAGAGAAGCCUCAGACCAAAGGGCAGGUGAUCUGA